This is a messenger RNA of Diorhabda carinulata, 2796 nucleotides long. It is a transcript of the gene ABCD, whose product is annotated as ATP-binding cassette sub-family D member 1. Gene Ontology annotation, cellular component: peroxisomal membrane. The record is from RefSeq and is a predicted model, not a curated record. Lineage: Eukaryota; Metazoa; Arthropoda; Insecta; Coleoptera; Chrysomelidae. Gene Ontology annotation, biological process: peroxisome organization; long-chain fatty acid import into peroxisome; very long-chain fatty acid catabolic process. The coding region runs from base 454 to 2721 and encodes 755 amino acids. Gene Ontology annotation, molecular function: ATP hydrolysis activity; ATP binding; long-chain fatty acid transmembrane transporter activity. The transcript is spliced from 9 exons.
GCAUCAUCAGUCGGUAUCGGUGUGGAACGAGAAAAGAGCAGUUCUCGUCCUCGCUCGUUUCAGGCGAAACCAGGUAUAAUUUAUUUAACGAAUAAUUUAUUGUGCUUCUUAUAUGUUAUCCAAAAUAACUUUCAAUUUCACCGGAUCGUGAAUAUUUGGUGAAUGAAUAGAGAUCAACUGACUAUUUUUAGUAAUAAAAGUGACUAUAUUUUCUAGUUUAGUGCUGUGACCUUGGUGGGAUCAAUACAAAACUUAAUCAUAAUUUAUUUGUAUUACUCAAGAGAGAUUUCAGUUGACUGUAGACAAAAAGACAGAUUAUUGAUUGUUUAUUAUUAUGGUGUAUUGUUUUUAAUACAUAAGAUAGGAAUCAUGGAUCAAGAGGACACUUAACUACUGAUAGAAGCUCUAGUUGCAUAAAUCGAAAUUGAACGAAGAAUCAAAGAACAAACAAAAAUGCCUGCAGUGAUAUCUAAAUUUCUUGAAAAAGGCGAACAUACUUUCCACGCGAACAAAAAUGUUUUCUCAGGAGCACUUAUUGCAGUUGCUCUUUGCACCUAUGGAUACAAAAUCGGUUAUCCAUUGGUAUAUUCAUUCAUUCAUAAACCAAAAAAUAACUUAACUUUAAACAAUAAUCACAUAGUUCAAACGGACGUAAGAAAGAACGGUGUAGUCAAGAACAAGAAACUGAAAGGAAGACUUAAAAAUAGUAUACCAAACUUCAAUUUAGCAUUUAUUUUACAAUUUAUUAAAUUAGUUAGGAUAAUGAUACCGAGUUUGUUUUGUACAGAAACUGUUCUACUAGGCGGCCACACGAUGUUUUUAUUUUUAAGGACGUUUUUGAGUAUUUAUGUUGCCAACUUAGAGGGUGCUAUAGUAAAAUAUAUUGUGAUGAAGGAACCGAAAAAUUUUGUCAGGCAGUUGGGUAAAUGGUUUGCUGUGGCUAUUCCUGCUACUUUCAUCAACAGUAUGAUUAAAUAUUUGGAGAGUCGAAUAGCUUUAAGAUUCCGUACACGACUGGUUGACCAUUCGUAUAAAUUGUAUUUCAAUAACCAAAGUUACUAUAGGGUUACAGUUUUAGAUGGACGUUUAGACAAUUGUGCACAACGACUUACUGACGAUAUAGAAACUGUAGCGAACACUGUAUCCCAUCUAUACGGUCAAAUAACGAAACCAUGCUUCGAUAUACUCCUCAUGGCAAUAGCUUUAGCAAAUUUGGUAAAAACACGCCAUUCCAAUCUUUUGAUAGGACCUGUAUUCAUUUCUGGAGUGGUUUUGUUUUCAGCAUUAAUUUUAAGGUUGGUGUCUCCCAAGUUUGGUCAUUUGGUGGCACAGGAAGCUGAAAAGAAAGGCUAUUUACGACAUGUCCAUGGAAGAAUUGUUAGUAAUGCUGAAGAAAUAGCGUUCUAUGGAGGUCAUAAAGUAGAAGAAAGCCAAUUGAAGCAGGCUUUUAAAAUUUUGGCUAAACACAUGGAGCAUAUGUUUGGAGUGAAACUUUGGUUUGUGAUGUUAGAGCAGUUCCUCAUGAAAUACGUUUGGUCUGGAGCAGGUAUAAUAGUAGUAUCAUUACCUAUUCUCCUAGCUUCCAAUAAUAGACGUCAUGUUGCUAAGAAGAAUCUUCUUUCCAUUCCCAAAUUCUCUAGAGAUGACGAUACAUCAGCAGUCGAAGCCUCCAAUGAUCAAAUCGAAGACAGCGUCUCUGAAAGGACCCACUACUUCACAACUUCGAAAAAUCUUCUGAUCACCGGAUCCGAUGCUGUUGAACGUUUAAUGAGUAGUUAUAAACAUAUCGUUGAAUUAGCUGGACAUACUGCAAGAGUGGCAAAUAUGUUCGAGGUUUUAGAAGAAGCCAGUAAAGGAAUUUAUCAUAAAACUCUCGUUGCGAAAAAAGAGAAAUUUGUCGAUUUUGAGAUCGAAUUUAAUGGUGAUCAACCUGUAGCUAAAGGUAAAAUCAUCCAGUCGACUAACAACGAACUUGUAUUGAAAAAUGUUCCUAUCGUUACACCAAACUGUGACAUUGUAUGUCCAUCUUUAAGUUUCUCACUAGCACCUGGACAGCAUUUAUUAAUUACGGGUCCAAAUGGCUGUGGAAAAUCUAGUUUGUUUAGAAUAUUAAGCGGAUUAUGGCCUAUUUAUGGAGGUGAACUUCAUACACCUAAUAAUUCCAUGUUUUACAUACCUCAAAGGCCUUAUUUGGCGAUAGGUAAUUUGAGGGAUCAAGUAAUUUAUCCAGAUACUAGUGAAGAUAUGAAGAGAAAAGAAAUAACUGAAGAUCAUUUAUUGAAAAUAAUGACGAUGGUUCAUUUGGAUCAUAUUGUUGAAAGAGAUACCUUCCACGAAGUCAAGGAUUGGACCGAUAUUUUGUCUGGAGGCGAAAAACAAAGAAUGGCAAUAGCUAGGUUGUUUUACCACAAACCUAAAUAUGCUCUCUUGGAUGAAUGCACUUCUGCAGUAUCGAUCGAUGUUGAAAGUUUUAUUUACCAGAGUGCCAUUGAUAUGGGAAUUACUCUUCUGACAAUCACACAUAGACCUACAUUGUGGAAAUUCCACACUCAUAUUUUGCAAUUUGAUGGAACUGGAUCCUGGAAAUUCAGUAAAUUGAACCAUAGCAACAGGUUAAAUUUGAAGAAAGAAAAAGAAGUACUUUUGAAAACAAUAGACAAUGAAACACGAAAACAAAGACUCAACGAACUAAAUAAGUUACUUGGAGAAGAUGAUCCAUAAUAUUUUUACAUAAUCGAAUUGUGAUUUUAAUUGUAGUUUUGUUGUAAAAAUAUACUACAUUGAACAAUUCAAUAA